AUCCAAAGAAGUAUAUCAACUGCGUGGACAAAACCAGAAAGAACCUAUUCAGGUGCAGACUUUUAGGCACUAAUAUGGUUAAUGCAGGAGACAUGAAUGGUUCUGGCAAUCUGAUGGAUUUCCUGGAUGAGCCUUUCCCUGAUGUUGGGACGUAUGAGGACUUCCACACCAUUGACUGGUUAAGAGAGAAAUCACGUGACACUGACAGACAUAGGAAGAUUACAAGCAAAAGUAAGGAAUCCAUAUGGGAAUUCAUCAAGAGUUUGUUGGAUGCCUGGUCAGGAUGGGUUGUAAUGCUUCUCAUAGGACUGCUGGCAGGCACGUUAGCUGGAGUUAUAGAUUUAGCUGUAGACUGGAUGACAGAUCUUAAAGAGGGUGUCUGCUUAUCUGCAUUCUGGUACAGCCAUGAGCAGUGCUGCUGGACAUCUAAUGAAACCACAUUUGAUGACAGGGACAAAUGUCCCCAGUGGCAGAAAUGGUCCGAGCUUCUAGUAAACCAGUCUGAGGGUGCAAGUGCUUACAUUCUAAACUAUUUUCUGUACAUUAUGUGGGCUCUAUCUUUUGCUUUCCUGGCAGUCUCCCUGGUCAGAGUGUUUGCUCCUUACGCCUGUGGUUCUGGGAUUCCAGAGAUAAAAACCAUCCUGAGUGGUUUCAUUAUUAGGGGCUACCUGGGGAAGUGGACACUCUUAAUCAAAACUGUCACCUUAGUGCUGGUGGUGUCUUCGGGCCUCAGCCUCGGCAAAGAAGGUCCUUUAGUGCAUGUGGCUUGCUGCUGUGGUAACUUCUUCAGCAGCCUCUUCUCAAAGUACAGCAAAAAUGAAGGGAAGAGGAGAGAGGUGCUUUCAGCUGCAGCGGCUGCAGGAGUCUCUGUUGCUUUUGGUGCACCAAUUGGUGGUGUACUUUUUAGCCUGGAAGAGGUUAGUUAUUACUUUCCCCUGAAAACCCUCUGGAGAUCAUUUUUUGCUGCUCUUGUGGCUGCCUUUACUCUGAGGUCCAUCAAUCCAUUUGGAAACAGCCGACUGGUUCUUUUUUAUGUGGAAUACCACACCCCUUGGUAUAUGGCUGAACUUUUCCCAUUCAUUCUGCUUGGAGUCUUCGGAGGUCUGUGGGGGACGCUUUUUAUCCGUUGCAACAUUGCAUGGUGCAGGAGGCGUAAAACAACCAGACUUGGGAAGUAUCCAGUCCUAGAGGUCAUUGUGGUAACUGCUAUCACUGCCAUCAUUGCCUAUCCUAAUCCAUACACCCGGAGGAGCACCAGUGAGCUAAUCUCUGAGCUUUUCAAUGACUGCGGCGCUCUGGAGUCCUCACAACUCUGCGACUAUAUCAAUGACCCAAAUAUGACAAGGCCAGUAGAUGACAUUCCUGACAGACCUGCUGGCUUUGGUGUCUACACUGCAAUGUGGCAGCUGGCCCUGGCUCUGAUUUUUAAAAUUAUCAUCACGAUAUUUACUUUUGGCAUGAAGAUCCCUUCAGGCCUUUUUAUUCCUAGCAUGGCUGUGGGAGCCAUGGCUGGUAGAAUGGUUGGAAUUGGAGUGGAGCAGCUGGCCUACCAUCAUCAUGACUGGAUCAUCUUCAGGAACUGGUGCAGACCAGGUGUUACCCCAGGGCUUUAUGCUAUGGUGGGAGCUGCAGCAUGUCUAGGUGGAGUUACCAGAAUGACUGUCUCUCUGGUGGUUAUUAUGUUUGAGUUAACUGGAGGCUUGGAGUAUAUUGUACCUCUAAUGGCUGCAGCUGUGACCAGCAAGUGGGUAGCAGAUGCCUUUGGGAAAGAAGGGAUCUAUGAGGCACACAUCCACUUGAAUGGUUACCCCUUUCUGGAUGUUAAGGACGAGUUCACACACCGAACCCUAGCAACAGAUGUCAUGAGACCUAGGCGUGGUGAGCCUCCACUCUCCGUCCUGACACAGGACAGUAUGACAGUGGAAGAUGUGGAGACAUUAAUCAAAGAGACCGAUUACAAUGGCUUUCCGGUGGUGGUUUCCAAAGACUCAGAGCGUCUCAUUGGUUUUGCACAGAGACGGGAACUGAUUCUUGCAAUAAAGAAUGCAAGACAGCGUCAGGAUGGGGUUGUGAGCAAUUCCAUUAUGUAUUUCACUGAAGAUCCACCAGAGCUCCCAGCCAACAGCCCUCACCCACUAAAGCUCCGUCGAAUUCUCAAUUUGAGCCCUUUCACGGUAACUGACCACACGCCAAUGGAAACGGUGGUAGACAUUUUUCGGAAACUUGGACUCCGACAAUGUCUUGUCACACGCAGUGGAAGGCUGCUGGGCAUCAUAACUAAAAAGGAUGUGUUAAGACAUAUGGCUCAAAUGGCAAAUCAGGACCCUGAAUCUAUCAUGUUUAACUAGACUGGUGACAGAAGAUGGGAAGAAAUAGUCUUGAAGGACUCGCUCCUAAAUUAAUACAAAGGCUGCAUACAGUAUUUUGUUUUAUUUAAAGGGAAAAAUACAGUGUGUAUGAGAAGUGGCCUAAAACUAAA
Molecule: messenger RNA, 2479 nt
Organism: Pelodiscus sinensis (Chinese soft-shelled turtle)
Lineage: Eukaryota; Metazoa; Chordata; Testudines; Trionychidae
Gene: CLCN4
Product: Cl-/H+ antiporter 4
Biological process (GO): transmembrane transport; chloride transport
Cellular component (GO): synaptic vesicle; early endosome; Golgi apparatus
Molecular function (GO): voltage-gated chloride channel activity
Source: RefSeq, a predicted model, not a curated record